Messenger RNA from Aspergillus nidulans FGSC A4, 1813 nucleotides. Its product is annotated as putative DNA 3'-phosphatase Tpp1. Gene Ontology annotation, cellular component: nucleus. The transcript is spliced from 12 exons. Gene Ontology annotation, molecular function: ATP-dependent polydeoxyribonucleotide 5'-hydroxyl-kinase activity; polynucleotide 3'-phosphatase activity. The coding region runs from base 254 to 1813 and encodes 519 amino acids. Lineage: Eukaryota; Fungi; Ascomycota; Eurotiomycetes; Eurotiales; Aspergillaceae. Gene Ontology annotation, biological process: base-excision repair; single strand break repair. The record is from RefSeq and is a predicted model, not a curated record.
CUUUAACACAGUCCAAGAUUCCAAGACCUCAUCAACUCUGAGAUGUUGAGGACUAUUGCUUUUCGUUUUUAAACCACAUAAUCAUCCUGCAGCUCCAAAUUUUGCUCCGGCAUCCCCUAUCUUCAGAGCUCAACCGUUCAGCCGGCAAAUCGAGCUUCUGAUAGGCAACGAGCCGCGCAGCCUAGCACUUAGCUGCUUUAAAGAGUAACUCUACUAAUUAGUAGUUGCGAGAUUACUAUACUCAUCUUGCCAUAUGGCGGGAGAAGGAGCCCUGAAGCGGGCAGCCUCAAGAUCGAUCUCUCCUCCGCCUCUCAGAAGAAAGGCUGAGACACUGAAGAAGUCCGUGGCGACCUCAUUCUUCACACCUGUAUCACAACGCAAAACUGAGCCAACAAGUAUCUCGUGGAGGAUCGUCAACCACACAUUGAUUGUGGGAAAGUUUUCGUUGGGACCAGGCGAACCCCCCCCAAAAAGCUCUGGCAAGCCCAAGAUAGCUGCUUUUGACUUCGACUCUACUUUAGUUGCGACAGCCUCUGGGAAUACGUUUCCUAGAGAUUCUGCUGACUGGAAGUGGUGGAGGCAAAAUGUUCCCUCAAGGCUUCAGAAACUCAACGCAGACGGCUACCACGUUGUCAUCUUCACAAACCAGGGUAAAAUCAGUCUCAAAAAGGACAAAAAAGGAAAUGUCUCCAGUUACUUCAACAAGUUCAAGGAGAGAGUUUCGGCCGUGAUGAAACAGCUAAAUAUCCCGUUGAGUGUAUAUGCUGCAACUGAGCAUGAUGAGUACAGGAAGCCCAGGGCGGGGAUGUGGAAAGAAUUUCUCGAUGACUACGAUUUCGACGUAACUGGCAUUGAUUCCUCUCAGUCGAUAUUCGUCGGGGAUGCUGCCGGACGCCCAGGAGACCACUCCGCAGCCGAUCGGGGGUUCGCCGCCAACGCUAACAUGGUCUUCAAAACGCCGGAAGAGUUCUUCCUGGGUGCUGCACCGGAGCCAGUAGUGGCAUUCGAUCCAGCUGUAUACCUACAGAAUAACUCUGUUGACGAUGCAUUACCGCAGUUCUCAAAAACUAGUCCUCUAGAGCUUGUGAUAUUCUGUGGCAGUCCGGGUGCUGGGAAAUCAACCUUCUUUUGGGACUAUCUCAAGCCACUAGGUUAUGAGCGUGUGAAUCAGGACAUUCUGAAGAGCCGAGCGAAAUGCAUUAAAGUGGCCAAAGAGCACCUUGCCGCCCAAAAAUCUGUGGUUGUAGAUAACACAAAUGCCGAUGUAGAAACAAGGGCGCAGUGGAUCGGGGUCGCAAAGGAAUUUAAUGUGCCAAUUCGCUGUGUUUAUUUUACUGCACCCCCGGCGCUUUGCAAACAUAAUAACGCGGUCCGUGCCGCGAAUACAAGCCUUAACCCCGAAUCCCGCACCCUUCUUCCCGGAAUCGCUUUCGGCGACUUUGUCAAGCGCUUCAAGGAACCAUCUCUCGCUGAAGGGUUUCAGGACAUUCUUCGCGUGGACUUUCGGUUCCGUGGAGAUGAUGAUGCGAAGAAUCUUUGGAAGCACCAAAUGAUCCUCUGUACAACGUUGCUCAGCCCGGGUUCCGCACCUCCUUCCGCCUCCAUCGUUCGACCUAGGUACGUAGAAAAGCUUUCGAGCUAUGGCCUCCUUCUGGCUCUGCUCUGCAGUGCAGCGACGGAACAUGCUACUAGCGCUGACCUCCCCAUAGGACGAGGAGUGACCAGCUGUCAGACUCUGGACUUCGUUCCUACUCGUCGUGAUUUGACCGCAGCUUCAAAAGAGGUACAGGCGUCACAGGGUCCCAUCAUUUGA